This is a messenger RNA of Nycticebus coucang (slow loris), 1128 nucleotides long. RefSeq names its product dnaJ homolog subfamily B member 14-like. NCBI's taxonomy places the organism in Eukaryota, Metazoa, Chordata, Mammalia, Primates, Lorisidae. The transcript has a single exon. Gene Ontology annotation, biological process: cellular response to misfolded protein. The coding region runs from base 10 to 1128 and encodes 372 amino acids. Gene Ontology annotation, cellular component: endoplasmic reticulum membrane. Gene Ontology annotation, molecular function: Hsp70 protein binding. The record is from RefSeq and is a predicted model, not a curated record.
CCGCAGGCCAUGGAGGGGAACAGGGAUGAGGCGGAGAAAUGUGUCAACAUCGCUCAGAAGGCCCUGACCGUCGGCAACCGUGAGAAGGCCCAGCACUUCCUGCAGCGGGCCCAGAAGCUCUACCCACUGCCCUCGGCCCACACGCUAUUGGAAAUAAUUACCAAAAAUGGAAGCACAGCUAGAAAUCGCCCUCAUUGCCGAAAACUAUCAGGAGGUGGUGGUCAAAGCAAGCCUAAUUACACAAAGGACAGCACAUCUGGUAGUGAAAGCCGAAAAGGCUAUACCCAAAACCAAGUAGAUGGAGUUCUCGGCAUAAACAAAUGUAAAAAUUACUAUGAAGUACUUGGAGUUACGAAAGAUGCUGAUUGUGAAGAUUUGAAAAAAGCUUAUAGAAAGCUUGCUUUGAAGUUUCAUCCCGACAAAAACUAUGCACCUGGAGCAACAGAUGCUUUUAAAAAGAUUGGAAAUGCUUAUGCUGUUUUAAGCAAUCCAGAAAAACGGGAACAGUAUGACCUCACAGGCAAUGAAGAACAAGCUAGUAAUCAUGAAAACAAUGUCAGAUUUAAUUCCCAUAGAGGUGAAGCUGAUGUAACUCCGGAAGACUUGUUUAAUACAUUUUUUAGUGGUGGAGUUCCUUCAGGUAAUGCAUAUUCAUUUUCAAAUGGUCCCCACCAAUAUCAGCAUAGUGGCCAUGAAAGAGAAGAAGAAGAAACAGGAGAUGGAGAUUUUUCUGUGUUUAUCCAGCUGAUGCCCUUUAUUGUAUUGCUCCUCGGGUCAUUAUUAAGCCAAUUAGUGCUCUUUGAUCCUCCUUACUCCUUAUAUCUUAGAUCUGGAUCAGGGCAAACCAUUAAAAUGGAGACAGAAAAUUUGGGUGUUGUUUAUUAUGUCAACGAGGACUUUAAAAAUGAAUAUAAAGGAAUAUUAUUACAGAAGGUAGAAAAGAGUGUAGAAAAAGAUUAUGUGACUAAUAUUCAAAAUAAUUGCUGGAAAGAAAGACAACAGAAAACAGAUAUGCAGUAUGCAGCAGAGGUAUACCAUGACGAUCGUCUCCGAAGGAAGGCAGAUGCCUUGAGCAUGGACAACUGUAAGGAAUUAGAGCGACUGACCAGUCUUUAUGACGGAAGAUGA